AUUGGGGCAAAGGCCAAGGUAGCAGAAGCCACUGAUUUCCUGUCACCUGGUAUCUAUCAGAGGCCCCAGGCCUGCCCUAUGUCACUCACCUCCUGUGUACGUGGGACACCAGCAGUGGAAGUGAACUCGGCAGCCAGCAUCCGAGUCAGCCUUGAGACCUAAGGCCUCAGACACUCAGGAGUUCUGAGGGUGAAAUGGCGACACCCAGAAAUUCAAUGAGUGGAACUCUCCCAGCAGAUGCUAUGAAAGGUCCGACUGCCAUGAAUCCUGUUCAAAAAAUAAUUCCCAAAAAGAUGCCUUCGGUGGUGGGCCCUACACAAAACUUCUUCAUGAAGGAAUCUAAGCCACUGGGGGCUGUCCAGAUUAUGAACGGGCUCUUCCACAUGGCCCUAGGUGGCCUCCUGAUGAUCCACAUGGAGGUCUAUGCACCCAUCUGUAUGACUGUGUGGUACCCUCUCUGGGGAGGUAUUAUGUAUAUCAUUUCUGGAUCACUCCUGGUAGCAGCGGAGAAAAACCCCAGGAAAAGUUUGGUCAAAGGGAAAAUGAUAAUGAACUCACUGAGCCUCUUUGCUGCUAUUUCUGGAAUGAUUCUUUUGAUCAUGGACAUAUUUAAUAUUGCAAUUUCCCAUUUUUUUAAAAUGGAGAAUCUGAAUCUUCUUAAAAGUCCCAAGCCAUAUAUUGACAUCCACACCUGUCAACCAGAGAGUAAGCCCUCUGAGAAAAACUCUCUGUCUAUAAAAUAUUGUGACAGCAUACGAUCUGUUUUCUUGAGCAUUUUUGCCGUGAUGGUGGUCUUUACCUUAUUCCAGAAACUUGUGACAGCUGGCAUUGUUGAGAAUGAAUGGAAAAAACUGUGCUCCAAACCUAAAGCUGAUGUAGUUGUCCUGCUAGCUGCCGAAGAAAAAAAAGAACAGCUAGUUGAAAUAACAGAAGAAGCGGUCGAGCUGACUGAAGUAUCUUCCCAACCAAAGAAUGAAGAAGACAUUGAAAUCAUUCCAGUCCAAGAAGAGGAGGAGGAAACGGAAAUGAACUUUCCGGAACCUCCUCAAGACCAGGAACCUUCACCGAUAGAAAACGAUAGCAUUCCUUAAACUAUUCUUUUUCUGUCUUCUGUUUCCUUUUCUUAGGCAUUAGUGUUCACAGCUUCCAAGAGACGUAUUCACCCUCAUUUCCUGAGGCCCUCUGCAGGCACCCUCCACAUGUCUCUCUGGCCUUCGCACGGAGUGACCACAGCUCACUGGCACUCGCUCGCGCGCGCUCGCUCUCUCACGCAGAGAAUCCAGCCAUGGCAGGCGACUAUGUCGGCACGUUUCCUGUCUGGGGCAGCUUACUGAAAUUCAAACAAGGCAGAGCAAGGGCUGCACCUCGGCAGUGCUCACCGGCCUCCUUCCCGGGCGAGGCUUUGCAGUAGCGGUCGGAGUAGAGGUUCCACCUCGUCCCUCUGCAACAGAGAGACUCUGCCCCUGAUGAAAAAGAUAAACCACUGUGCAGGCCAUCCCUACACUUCCUUUAAUUCGUUCCACAUCUACGUAUGUUGUGGAGUCCCUUGUGCACCACUGUCCUAAAGAGAGUAAAAAGUAAUGGUAGGGAGGUGAGAUAAGGAACUAGUCCAGCUAUCUUUCUCCGGGGCUGACACUGUGGUACACUCUUAGAGUGCCUACACCCCACCAGGGAACUUCUUAGUGGCCAACACCCAGCUCUUUCUUCAUACAAACAGCGCAGCUUAUAAAUGGGCAUGUCUGUAUCUGUCUUAACUUUCCCUAACUCCUGCUCUAGGCUCUUGGUUGCACUGUCUACCUACUUUCAGCCUUUAGGCAAGAGAAGAAAGAAUCAAAGAAGAUGCCAUAAUGAGUACCCACAUCUUAAAUGAUAAUCAACGGUUGUAUUUGUAAUUUCCAUUUCACAGAGUAGUUUAUGAAAUAAUUACAUUUGAUCUUCCAUCAUCAAGAAAAAAAAAUCCCUAUCCAUAUUUUACAAAUGAUUCAAAGAGGCUAAGUAACUUAAAAAUAAGUAAAGGUAAUUUGCUAAUGGUCACAGCUAGCAAUUUUGAGAGCCUUCUUUUGUACCCGUAUCUUCCUACUCUAAUCCUAAAAUGUUUUAAAUAACCAAACAGCCUGUAUAAACCACCUGAGCAAAGUCAACAGGUUUUAAUAAGCACCUACUCUCUGAUCAGCAUAAAAUAGGUGUUCGGAGAGACACAGAAGAGUCAGAAAUCAAGUUUUGCUUCUCAGGGAUAAAAAAACACAGACAUUCACAACAUUUGGAAAACUACUCACAUCAUUAAUAUGUACUUGGUUGUUAGGUUACAUAAUGCAGACACUAAGUACUAUGGACGUUCUCAAAAAAGAUCAUGUUUGAAAAUAAUGUAAUUAGUUACAAUGCCAAAUCUCAGGCAAUCGCUACCCUACUUCUCAAUUCCUGUUCAUAUUCAGAGAUACUAGUACCUUACAUAGGAAGAAUGUUUAUAAUCUAUCAAUUACAUUUGGGCAUUUUCUAUAGGAUAAACCCUGCGAGAUUCUGGCAGGUCAACAGUCAAAGCAAUUUCCAUGCCUUGUGAUAUUUCUACUUUGUUAGGGACCACCGAGAGAAGAUCUUUCCUGUGCUUAGAAAAAAAAAAAAAAAAAAAAAGAGAUGAAACAUCUCUAUAUGUAAAGUCCUGAAAAUCAGCCUUAAAUAAAUAAAACUCUAUUUGUGUUCUUGUCUGAAA
Messenger RNA from Herpailurus yagouaroundi (jaguarundi), 2707 nucleotides. It is a transcript of the gene MS4A1, whose product is annotated as membrane spanning 4-domains A1. Bases 195 to 1091 code for a protein of 298 amino acids. The record is from RefSeq and is a predicted model, not a curated record. NCBI's taxonomy places the organism in Eukaryota, Metazoa, Chordata, Mammalia, Carnivora, Felidae. Gene Ontology annotation, biological process: cell surface receptor signaling pathway. The transcript is spliced from 7 exons. Gene Ontology annotation, cellular component: plasma membrane; external side of plasma membrane.